UGUGAAGAUACGCGGUGCAGGUACCAGAACAACAUGGAGUAAGGAAAAUUUGUUUCAGUGAAUGGUAAAGAGUUGCGGCAGCAUUAGUAGCAGCAGAGUGGUUGAAUAAUCUGGUCCGAGUAUGCAUUGGUGCAAGGCAGAUAAUCUGCAACUGGGGUCUUGACGUCAUCGCGAAGCUGCAGGAUCGGUAGUGUCCUCGGCAGGAUGGAGAACGCUUCGGAGGUGGUAAACGGUAACGGUACGAGUUUCGAGUACCCGGACUGGGACUUAACGGGGAACGCGGGAGUCCAGGCGGCGUUCUGCAUCCUCUACGGGAACAUAUUCGUCCUGGGUUUGUGCGGAAACGCUUUAGUGUGUUUCGUGGUGGCGCGAAACCGGCAGAUGCAAACGGUGACGAACCUCUUCAUAACGAACCUGGCGCUGAGCGACGUCCUCCUCUGCAUCCUGGCCGUGCCUUUCACCCCCCUCUACACCUUCCUCGGUGGAUGGGUGUUCGGAAACACGCUCUGCCACCUGGUGCCUUACGCCCAGGGCGCCAGCAUCUACAUAAGCACCCUGACUCUGACCGGUAUCGCUGUCGAUCGUUUCUCCGUGAUAAUCUACCCAUUCCGGCCGCGGAUGCGGGUAGAGGCCUGCCUCGCCAUCAUCGCCGGGAUCUGGGUGGUCGCCCUGGGCCUCACCCUCCCAUACGGCAUGUAUAUGCAGCUGCAGGAGGACAAAGGAGGAUACAAACUCUGCGAGGAGAACUGGCCCGGCGAAGACUUCAGGAUGGUCUUCAGCAGCCUCACGUCGAUUCUCCAAUUCGUGCUACCGUUCUUCGUCAUCGCCUACUGCUACGUCUGCGUAUCCGUCAGGCUAAACGACCGCGCCAAGGCUAAACCCGGCUCCAAGACCAGCCGACGCGAAGAGGCCGACAAGGAGCGGAAAAGGCGCACCAACCGCAUGCUCAUCGCCAUGGUCUCGAUCUUCGGCGUCUCCUGGCUUCCACUCAACAUCGUGAACGUCCUGAACGACUUCUACUUACCCGUCACGGACUGGUCGUACUACAGGCUCUGCUUCUUCAUGACGCACUGCCUCGCCAUGAGCAGCACGUGCUACAAUCCCUUCCUCUACGCCUGGCUAAACGAAAACUUUCGCAAGGAGUUCAAGCAGGUGAUUCCGUGCUUCAGACGCGCCUACGAAGGGCGAAAUCCCAACGGGAAAUCCGUCGGUGGACUUCGGACCGAACGAACCUGCGACGGUGAGGCUGACGUUGACGGAAACGGCGUCGGAAUCGGCGUGGAGGCCAUCCAAGAGGAGACGCUUCUUCGCGUUCCUGAUACCAACGCCACGGGGUGUGAACUCGUCGUCCUCGACCGCUCCACAAGCUCCUUGUCCGACCCCAAGGACGAACGACGCUCUGUCGCCCUUCGUGACAUCGCUGAGGACGCGUUGUAGGAAUUCACUGAAAAACAAGCUUCGCGCGGGGAAUUAAAUGAAUUUUCCAAGUGCCUGAGCGAAUCCGCAGUGACACACCGCGACCGUUUUUCAACUUUACACGUCGUAUAUUUAGCCCCCAGUUAUAUAAUCAGCGGGAGGGAAGUUUCCAAGAAAUAAUAUGUACCUAACGACGUUGCGCGAGUAAAUUUCGGAGAACCAUCUCUUGGUCCCAUUUUCUCAGCCGCGCGCUAAUCAACGGUUACCUGUUGAAAUAUACGAAAUGGCAGGAAAUGUCAGUACAUAGUCGUCGAGAUUUCUUCUG
Diprion similis is the source of this 1741-nucleotide messenger RNA. RefSeq names its product prolactin-releasing peptide receptor-like. The coding region runs from base 205 to 1437 and encodes 410 amino acids. Lineage: Eukaryota; Metazoa; Arthropoda; Insecta; Hymenoptera; Diprionidae. The record is from RefSeq and is a predicted model, not a curated record. The transcript has 3 exons. Gene Ontology annotation, molecular function: neuropeptide binding; neuropeptide Y receptor activity. Gene Ontology annotation, biological process: G protein-coupled receptor signaling pathway. Gene Ontology annotation, cellular component: neuron projection; plasma membrane.